AGGCCCUGAUCACUUUUUUGCAAGAACAAGAGCUAAAUGUUAGCGAGGGAGUUUUCGGUAUUCUUCGCAAAGCAAAAGUUAACGGUCAAAGUUUCCUUAUGAUGACCAAAGAUAAGUUUAUUGAAGCUGGAGUAGCGUUUAGUCCCGCAAUAAUACUUGCAAAGGAAGCGGAGUUACUCAAAAGUAGAACGAUAAGAUCAUACCAUACCAUAGAAAACCUGAGAGAAGUGUUAAAAUCAUAUAAAAUCAGUGGGGAUAGUAUCAUUGAUAUACCACAAUUCGAACCAGUCACUCAUAAACUUGAAGUUGAUAAUUCAUCUUUAUGUUUCUGUAUAGAAGAUAUUAAACGAAAAUUAGAAAACAUGGGAUCAGUAAUUGAUAGUAACGAAGCAAUGCGAUAUGAAUACAUAUCUGCAAUUUUGCAUGCAUCGGUUACCAUACUCAAAAGUAUUACUAAGGAUCGUAUCAGAGUUUCGCCUCAGUUUAGAGUAUCGGGUAUUAAUGAUUAUGGUCGUGUGGACUAUGCAAUUAGAAAAAUCAUAGACCAGUCGGCCGAAGAAAUUCUAUGUAUUACUGAAGGAAAACCUCAUCAAUUAAAAAUGGGGGUAUUGCAAAACAUCAUGCAAUGCAAGGCUUCAUGCGAAGUAAGUAUCCUUGCCUUGUUUUUUGCUAACAUGACUAACAUGAAUACUGCUUGUUUCAGUCGAACAAAGAAAAUAGAAAGAGAAAAAUCAACGAAACACUUGACUAUGAGUACAUCUAUGGUAUAG
Dentiscutata erythropus is the source of this 770-nucleotide messenger RNA. Lineage: Eukaryota; Fungi; Glomeromycota; Glomeromycetes; Diversisporales; Gigasporaceae. The record is from the annotation of a GenBank genome assembly.